Molecule: messenger RNA, 904 nt
Organism: Phragmites australis (common reed)
Lineage: Eukaryota; Viridiplantae; Streptophyta; Magnoliopsida; Poales; Poaceae
Exons: 3
Coding region: 74-622 (182 amino acids)
Source: RefSeq, a predicted model, not a curated record
ACCAAGUGGACACAGAGUCUACGACCAAAGCACCAAGAAAGAAAGAAAGAAAACAAGUGCUCCUCCGCUCCCAAUGCCGCCUCUCGCCCUUCUCCUCCUCCCCCUCCUCCUCGCCGCCGGCGCCGCCCCGGCGGCGGCGGAGUUGGCUAAUCCCCCAUCCCCGCCUCCGCCUCCUCCGCCGCCGCACAAGAACGUGACCCUCGCCGAACUCCUCCCGCUCUACGGCCUGCCCCCGGGCGUCUUCCCCUCGACGGUCGCCGCCUUCUCGCUCGCCGACAACGGCAGCCUCACCGUCGACCUGCCCGGCCCCUGCUACGUCCACUUCGAGUACCUCACCUACUUCGCGCCCCGCGUCACGGGGGUCCUCCGCUACGGCUCCCUCUCUGGCCUCGAGGGCGUCCAGGUCCGCCGCUUCCUCGUCUGGUUCAACGUCAUCCGCAUCAAGGUCGACCUGCCCCCGCCCCCGCACUAUGUCUACCUCGACAUCGGAUGGAUCACACGCAAGCUCCCCGCCGCCGACUUCCAGUCCCUUCACGCCUGCGAGGAUUCCAAGAGGUGUCGCCUCUCGUCCGCGCUCGCCGUCGCCGCGAAAUGGUUCCUGGACUUCUUUGCCCAAUUUUAGGGGAUGGGGAAGGUCUAUGAUUUUACAGCAGCAUUACUUGAGCUUCCAGCCCUCCACACCCUCAAAGGACUGUUAACCGCGAACAAGCUGGUAGACUGGCAUUUGUUACGAUCUCUAGAUGCAACUAUACUGCAGCAAAUCUUGCUAUCUUCUCAUUUAUACAUUUAUCGAUGUUUGAUGGCUACGUAAUCUUGUGGAUAUGUAUCGGCUACUUUGCUCGACAUAUUGGAGCUUGCUCCACGCUUGAAAAGAAUAACAAACAAAUGCGAAAUUGUCUGUCGA